AUGGCCUUCGAUGCUUACUCCCAGCCGAUGCCCGGGACCCGGGAGAUCCGGCUGGGCUCUGCCCGCUUCUUCGCCUUCGUGGGGCCGCGGCUGGGCGCCGAGCACCUGGUGAUUUGGCGCCGUGUGGCCGACGUGCAGGCGAAGGCGGAUGAGUACCAGGCCUCUGCGCAGACAGGCGUGGGCAGCGACCUCGACCUUUUGCGGGGCGCGAGCAUCCGCCUGACAAAGUGCUCUGACAAGGAGCAGCUCACUGCGGCGGUUUGGAGAUGGGAGAAAUUGGACGAGCGGGACCCGAACCGGUACUGGGAGGUGGGUGGAGACUCCUGGAUGUACUGGGAGAGCUUUUGGGUCCCGGCGGAGGACGCGGCCCUUGCCACGGACAGCCCGGCCUUCGGGGACAGCAAAGGCGCUAUGCUGCAGCCCAGCCUCUCUUCCGAGGCCGCGCCAGCCAUCUCUGAUGGCAUGAGCGUCCUGCAUCAGGACCUGGGCCCUGAAGAUGAGCAGGAGCGCUUGACCCGGGCUGCGAUGAAGGACAGGGCAUACUCCAUCGUUUACGAGUACAAUGUCUGGGGGAGCGACGUGUCCAGGUCGGGCACCGGCUCGGACCUCUGGAGCCCGGAGGCGCGGCUGGCGGUGACGGCGCUGGAGGCCGUGGUGGAUGCUUUCGGCAUCACCUCCAUGCUGGAUUGCGCCUGCGGUGAUGCCACCUGGAUGGUGCCUUUCUUCGUGGCGCGGCAGAAGGAGCUCCAGUACCUGGGCGUGGACGUGGUGUCCGAGGUGAUCGAGCGCAACAAGCAGCGGCAUCCGGGGGUUCAGUUCCUGGCGCAGGACCUGUCCGAGAUCCCGCUGCCCACGGGCGCGGAGCUGAUCUUCUCCAAGGAAACGCUGAACCACAUGCACCUCAUCGACGCCCAGCGCGCGCUGCAGCGCUUCGCGGCCACCGGCGCGAGGUUUCUGCUCACCAACGUACACGAGGGCGCGGAGAACUUCCUGGGUGCCGAGAAGACGUGCCACACGACAUACAUCAAGUAUGACUACGAGCUUCCUCCCUUCUCUUUGCGGAAGGUUGUUCGGGUGGUUGAGUACCAGGGCUUGCAGACGUGCUUCGCACUCUUCGAGCUGAACAACUGA
Molecule: messenger RNA, 1131 nt
Organism: Effrenium voratum
Lineage: Eukaryota; Dinophyceae; Suessiales; Symbiodiniaceae
Source: the annotation of a GenBank genome assembly